Colletotrichum destructivum is the source of this 1131-nucleotide messenger RNA. Its product is annotated as Putative O-methyltransferase domain, S-adenosyl-L-methionine-dependent methyltransferase superfamily. The record is from RefSeq and is a predicted model, not a curated record. The transcript is spliced from 2 exons. Lineage: Eukaryota; Fungi; Ascomycota; Sordariomycetes; Glomerellales; Glomerellaceae. Bases 1 to 1131 code for a protein of 376 amino acids. Gene Ontology annotation, molecular function: O-methyltransferase activity.
AUGGCAACUACAAACGGAGCCGGACCGAAAGACUCUCUCCACGACGCGAGCCUCUUCAUGACCCAGCUCCUAGUCCAGCAGCAGCAAUACUACUGCUUGCAAUUCCUCGACCACUUCAGAAUUCUCGAUGCCGUGCCCCUGAACCCUAGAAGUGCCCCGUACGAUAUAGUCGCCGCGCAGACCGGCGUGCCGGAGCCGCGGCUCAGGGCCGUCGCCAGGAUGGUCAUGACGACCGGCUUCCUCGCCGAGACCCCCGACGGAAGCAGCCUGCAUCACAGCGCUCUCUCCGCUACCUUUGUAGAGAACGAGCACAUGCGAAUUCAACUGCGUCAUCUGGUCGAGAAGACGGUUCCGCUGAUGGGCGCCUUCACCAGGGCGACGGAGCUCUGGGGUGACACCAAGGCGCCGAACCAGACGGCGUACAACCUCGCUUUCGAAACGAGCCUGCCCUUCUUCGAGCAUCUCAAAUCUCGACCAGACCUCAGCGAUGAAUUUGACUCGUACAUGAAGAGCCAGGCCGUGGCGCACUCAGGAGCCAGGGUUGAUCACGUCCUUCACGGGUUCGACUGGGCUGCACUGAAAGCCGAGGCCGUAGUCGUUGAUAUCGGAGGCGGCGCCGGCGCCGCAGCCAAAACCCUAGCCACGGCACACCCCGACCUCCGCGUCGUUGUGCAAGACCUCGCGGGGCCCAUCCGCAACGCACGCGAGCAACUCGCUCUUCUUCCGCAGGAAAUUGCUGCGCGCAUCAGCCUUCAGCAGCACGACAUCGUCGACGCGCAGCUAGUCCGUGGCGCGGAUGUCUAUUUCCUCCGGACCAUCAUCCACGACUGGCCUGAUGCCGAGUCCAUCACGAUCCUGCGGCGUCUCGUGGCAGCCAUGAAACCUGAAAGUCGCAUCGUCAUCAUGGACAUGGUCUUACCUGCUCCAGGCGCCGGCUCGUCCCUGUUCGAGGCGGCGCUGCGACAGAAAGACUUGGCCAUGACGCAGACUUUCAACGCGAGGGAGAGGGAGGUGUCUGAGUGGGAGGGCCUCAUUACGGCUGUAGACGAUCGUGUGGCUAUUCUUGAAAUUCGGCGGCCGGAGGGUUCUCAGCAUUCUGUCAUUGAGGUGGGAUUCCGUAAGAGCGGUUGA